AUGGGAAGAGUUCCUUGCUGCGACAAGAAUGGACUCAAGAAGGGUCCAUGGACACCAGAAGAGGACCUUAAACUCAUCAACUAUAUUCAGAUUCAUGGACCAGGCAAUUGGCGAACCCUUCCUAAAGUUGCUGGUCUACAAAGAUGUGGCAAGAGUUGUCGCCUUCGAUGGACAAAUUACCUAAGACCCGAUAUAAAGAGAGGGAGAUUCUCCUUAGAAGAAGAAGAUAUUAUUAUUCAAUUGCAUAGUAUCUUGGGAAACAAAUGGUCAGCUAUUGCAGCAAGGUUGCCAGGAAGAACUGACAAUGAAAUAAAGAACUAUUGGAACACCCACAUUAAGAAGAGGUUGCUUCGAAUGGGAAUUGACCCAGUUACUCACACUCCACGUCUAGACCUGUUUGACAUGUCCUCUAUCUUAAGGUCAGUGUUGGGGAACCCCUCCCUUUUGAAUACGCAAGGUUUAUUGGGUGGCCAAGUUUUGAUGAACCCGGUGUUGUUAAAGCUGGUUGCCGCUGCCUCUCUUUUAUCAAUCAAGAACACUGAAGACCCAGAUUUGGCUCCACAGAAUCAUGUACAAAGCCAAGUUGCCCCACCACUAGAGUUUACUCAAACAACCAAUGUAGAAGGCUUCUUGGGUAACAUGGCAAACUUGAGUUGUUCAAGUUCUUCACCGAAUUCAACUCCUUCCUCUCUUGGAGAGAACCUUGUUUUGCAACAAAACAAAGUUGACUUGUUGGGGGACCCAGAUUUGGUCCACUUAAUGCACAAUAUUAAGCAAAACAUGGGCUAUGAUGACUCGGUUCUGACUACACCUGUAUCAAACCCAAACCAGUUGAAUUCGUCAUCCACGUAUGUGAACAGUGGCAUGGAGGAAGAGAGGGACAACUAUUAUAAUGACUUGUUCAAGUUUGACAUUCCUGAGGGUUUGGACAUUAGUGAAUUUUUUUGUUCUGUCCCUCUAACUAAUUAA
Abrus precatorius (Indian licorice) is the source of this 969-nucleotide messenger RNA. Its product is annotated as transcription factor MYB41-like. The transcript is spliced from 3 exons. Bases 1 to 969 code for a protein of 322 amino acids. NCBI's taxonomy places the organism in Eukaryota, Viridiplantae, Streptophyta, Magnoliopsida, Fabales, Fabaceae. The record is from RefSeq and is a predicted model, not a curated record.